CAGUGUUAGCAAUUUAAUUGUGUUAACCUCUGUUUGAUUAAAUAUGCGUUUAAAAUAUGCCAAAACUAUUUUGGAAGCACAGGAGACCGAUAGUCCAGUCGCAGAUGUAUGCUGGUCUCCGAAUAAUGUGAAGUUAGCCGUAGCGACUGCGGAACGCAUCGUGUUCCUAUUUGACAGAGAUGGGGUACGGAGAGACAAGUUCAGUACUAAACCCUCGGAUCCAGCUGCUGGGAAGAAAUCUUAUGUUAUUACAUGUUUGGCGUUUAGUGAGAAUUCCGAGUUGCUUGGGGUAGCUCAAAGCGAUAAUAUGGUAUUUGUAUAUCGAGUCGGAGCCGACUGGAGCGGAAAGAAGGUGAUAUGCAACAAGUUCCCACUAACUGGCGCACCAUUGCGCCUGCUCCCAGCUGAAAAUGGUUUCUUUACGGGAACCAGCGAUGGAAAGAUACGUUCAUUGGACUGCAAAACCAAUAAGAGCUCCAGCCUAUGGUCAGCGGGUGCAUGCUGCGUUGCUUUAACAAAGGGUGGCGGUACCGAAGCGACACUAGCCUCGGGCCAUGUGGAUGGUACGCUCUACCUUAACGGUCGGCUGUUGUUACGUUACGCUCUUCCUCCAACCGCCCUUGUGCUGAUGCCCCCCUACUUGAUAGUUGGAUCCUGCGAUGGUCGCAUCGCGAUGUAUGAGGCGCAGCGAGGAGCACUGGUGCGAAACUUGGAGCCAACAUUACCACCUGACCGCAGAGAUCUGAUCUCCGCAACACUUAGCCCAUCUGGUCAGACGCUAGCCUUCGGCAUUUUCGAUGGGUGUCUGAUAGGUGAAGUGAAGGAUUCAGGCGGCAUAGAGCUGUCCACUCUGAACAUAUCCAACUUGUACGCUUGUCGUGCUCUUGCGUGGAGCGGCGAUGGCACAAAGCUGGCUGUGGCAUCGCAGACAGGGGCUGUCUUACAGUUCGAAGCUGUUCUAAGACGCUGGGUAUGGCGAGACUCUGUGAGCGUACAGCACGUGAGUCCGCGUCAACUGCUGCUUACCCGCUUGGCUAAUGACUCGCCACCACUAACAGUCAGCACUAAACUCGCACCUGACAUCUAUAAUGUUCGAUUUAUUGGACAUGACUGGUACGCAGUUUGUCGGACUAGUAAUAGCCUUAUACUUUGCGACAUUGCUCGUGGUUUGACUAGCGAGAUUCCAUGGAGUGGUACUGGUGAAAGAAUCUACGCAGAAGUUGGGGGUGCGUGCCUUUUGCUUCGUGCUGGAGAACUAAGCGUCGUAGAGUACGGACUUGACAAAGUAUUACAUACGGUACGCACGGAACGCGUGAAUCCGCACGUACUUAGCGUGCGUAUUAACGAGGGCCAGAAAGUUGAGGGGCAAGAUCGCAAACACCUCGCAUAUCUGCUCGACCGACAGACAAUCGCUGUGGUCGAUCUCGUUACCGGUAUACAGCUGGGACAGUGGUGGCACGAAGCUCGCGUGGAUUGGCUGGAACUAAAUGAGAGUGGGCAUUUACUUCUUUUAAGAGACACGCGGCGACGUCUUGCUUUACUACGUCUGGAUACUGGAGAAAAGGAUAUAGUGGCUAGUGGAGUUACUUUUGUGCAGUGGAUAGAAAACAGCGACGCUGUUGUCGCACAGACACCGACCCACUUGCUGAUUUGGUAUAGCGCGUGGGAGCCCCAAUGCGUAGAAAUGGCGGAAUGUGGUGGUGGUUCUGCUGUUGAGGUGACAGCUCGCAAAGUAUUGUUAGAAGGAGGAUUGUUGCCGUAUGUGCAGCUAGACGAGCAUCGCUUGGCCUUCAAUACUGCCCUUCGAAGUGGAGAUCUAGAUGGUUGUGCACGUUAUUUGGACUCCGUUUCCAGUACCGCUGAUGUGGCCUUACUUUGGCGCCAACUUGCUGAACAGUCACUCGCUAAUGAAGACAUACAAUUGGCAGCUAAAUGCUACAGCGAAGUUGGAGACAAUGCGCGGACUUUCUACUUGUUAAAAACUGUAGAGUUAGCGACCAGAGAAGGAAACGGAGAUACAGUUGAAGGCUUCAGUAGCCCAAUAGUUCGUGCGAGGCUCGCCAUAUUCGCCGGUGGUCUGUCAACUGCUGAAGAGUGCUACGUUCGUAAAGCCGGACAGCCGGAAUUAGCUGUUAACAUGUACAAACAAUUCAAUCGAUGGACCGAGGCUAUAACGGUUGCAGAAAAGACUGAUCGUGCUACAGCGAUGACUUUGAAGCAGCAGUAUAUGGACUAUUUGACUAACACUGGUCGUUUGGGUGAAGCCGGCGCAGUGCUAGCAGCGAACGGUGACGUCAAAGGUGCAGUGCGUUUAUGGUUGCGCGGUGGUCGCGCCCGUCGGGCCGCAACCGUGCUGUUACACCACCCGGCGCUCUUGCGAGACGAUGAGAUGCUUCAAGCUGUACACGACCAGCUCGUGCAGGAGGAAUGGUGGGAAAUGGCCGGAGAAAUUUCCGAGCGGAAAGGGGAUAGCAGAACUGCUGUGGAAUACUACGCAAAAGGAAAUAAUUACGCGAGAGCGGUUCAACUUGCCCGAGAGGCAUGCCCAGGUGAAGUAACACGCUUGGAAGGCGAGUGGGGCGCUUGGCUGGUGUCGUCUCGGCAGGCGGGGGCGGCCGUUCCUCAUCUCAUUGAGGCUGGGCGUACUGUUGACGCCCUGGUAGCUGCUCUAAAGGCGCAUCAUUACCGGAAGGCGUUGCAGAUUGUGCAGGUCAUAGAUGACAAGGAAGCCAUUCGUGAACAAUGCGAGCAGCUGGGUGAUCACUUUAUAUCUACCCAGGAAUGGGAAACAGCAGAACGAGUGCUUACGUCAUGUGGAAUGGCCGAAAGAUGCGUCCGCGCAUAUAAUUCCGCGGGGAAAGUCGCCGAAGGACUACGACUAGCCGCUGCGCAAUUAACGGAGGAAGAGACGAGAGACAUAUAUAUACCCUUGGCUCAGCAACUGCGGCAAGAGGGUCAGCUACGAAAGGCAGAACAGAUCUACAUCGGCCUCGGUGAUCCUGACGAAGCUAUAUCUAUGUAUAAGGAUGCAUCACAGUACGAAGCAAUGCUGCGAUUAGUGGCGGCUCAUCGCACUACCUUACUCGAGGCGACCCGACGACACGUGGCUCAGGCACUGCACGGAUCUGGUGAUCUGCGGGCCGCUGAGAAUUAUUACAUACAAGCUGGCGAUUGGAAGAGUGCUAUCCAAAUGUACCGUUCAAGCGGCCAAUGGGAGGGCGCAGAGAGGGUUGCGCGGGCGCAUGCUCCCGCAGCUGUGCAGCAACAGGUAGCUUUGCAGUGGGCGGCCGCUCUGCCUGCUGCACCGGCCGCCAGACUGCUGGCUGCAAGGGGACUGGCGGCAUUAGGUGCAAGAUGGGCUUUACAAGCUCAGAGGUGGGAUAUUGCAAUGGAGCUCAGCGACUUGGGAGGGGGUAUCACAAAACGAGAAGUAGCAAGACACGAGGCAGCUGCGUUAGCCGAGGAACGUCCAGAAGAAGCCGAAGCUGCUUUCUUGAGAGCUUCCGCCGCUGAAGAUGCAAUACGAAUGUGGCUUUCGAAGGGUCACCAUCAGAGGGCUUUGGUUUUGGCAGAACAGCACGCUUCGCAUAUGGUGGAAGAAGUAUUGAUAGAAGGGGGUCGGGUUGCUGCUGAAAGAGGUGAUCUUGUACAAUUCGAAGCUCUCAUGAUCCGCGCAAACAGACCCAGAGAGGUAGUACAGCAUUACAAGGAUCUGGAACUGUGGGAAGAAGCGGCUCGAGUUUCCCGCGAGUACUUACCGGAUAGCGCGGAACCGGUCCCGCCUUCCGUGCCACCGCUGCUGCAACGAGCUGCUGAUCAUGCUGACAGAGGCGAGUGGUGGGAAGCAGUUCAGCUGUUAUUAACAGCGAGUGCAGCUGGCGCUUCGGGAGGUGCAAAUAGACUGGCCGAGAGAGCUGCGUUGAGAGCGGCAAGGCUGGCGAGAGACCGACUACGAGGAUCACAGCGACGUAAUGCUGCCAAUAUGUUGGCUGACUCAUUUGCUUCAAUCGGACAGAGUGAGGUUGGCGAGCAAUUAAAAGCUGCACUUAUAGAAGGUAUUGAAGAGGACAACGUGGCAGGCACAUCAGCAGACUACGUUGAAGAAGAAGAACAGAAGCCUCAGGUGGCUGUUGCAGAAAAUGAUUCUGAAUCGGCAGCGUUGGAGAAGUUAGCACGAGCUGGGCAUUGGCAAAGAUGUCUUGCUCACGCGGGGUUAAAGGCUCCUCAUUAUGCUUUCAGAUACGUUGCGCACUUGUUUAAGACGCAUUCUCGUAUGGAAGGCGUAGACAUAGAAAGCGAAGACGUGCCAGAAGUUUUAUCGCAGGCUUUAGAUACAUUACGCCAGUAUCUAAGCGAGGACAACGGUGUUAUUAUAUCCAGCAGCGAUGUGCCUUUAGCAAAGGCUAUUUGCAGUGAAAUUCUGGUGCGAAUAUCUACGGCACCCAAAGCACUUGCAGCGAUGAAAGACGCUGGAUAUGUUAUGAUUGCUGCAGGAGCAGAUGACAGAGUUUUACAGGCUCUCACAUUGUUGAUGGGUCUCCACGUACCACAAAUCUCAUCAAAAGUAGCUCGGGCAUUACCUCGGUACACAGAUAUUAUAGUUGCAGAUGUAGCAUUUUACGCCUGCGGCGAGGUCAUUCGAGCUGAAACCUCAAACGGUGCGCGGGAGGCAUUUGUCAUGCUCAACCACUGUCUUGAUCUCGCUGAGGCAGCUGACGAAGACUCUGUACAUCUCCUAGAUUACACAGAUUUUGAGUGCACCGACUGGCCACGAACUCCUUUGGUGUUAGAAAGCGCGUGUGUUCGUGGCGCUCCGUUAGAUGCGCUUAGAGACUGGGUACUUGCAGUAUCUAUGGACCAGCAGGUUGAACAGACACUCCCGGUGGAUGGUCGUGGCAAGUACAGUUCUUUCGUUGGAGAUGAUGAGCCGUUCUGUGUACUCACUGGAUACCUUCUGGCAUCUCGUCUUGUCACGUUUACUAACGGUCGCUGUGCGAACCGUGAGUGGUGGUCUCGUGUAUCGCACGCGGCUCGUAGCGGUGCCGCCCCAGCGGCGUCAGUCUUGCAACAUAUCACCAAGUGGUGCGGGCCAGCUGAUUACUCUCAUAUUUGAGCUCACAUACGUCGGUUGCAUGUGUGCAGGGGUGGUUUGGGGACGGAAAUAUGUGUAUAGU
Pararge aegeria (speckled wood butterfly) is the source of this 5174-nucleotide messenger RNA. It is a transcript of the gene Oseg2, whose product is annotated as intraflagellar transport protein 172 homolog. Gene Ontology annotation, biological process: intraciliary transport. The record is from RefSeq and is a predicted model, not a curated record. The transcript is spliced from 35 exons. Gene Ontology annotation, molecular function: protein binding. The coding region runs from base 44 to 5113 and encodes 1689 amino acids. NCBI's taxonomy places the organism in Eukaryota, Metazoa, Arthropoda, Insecta, Lepidoptera, Nymphalidae. Gene Ontology annotation, cellular component: ciliary basal body; axoneme; intraciliary transport particle B.